This is a messenger RNA of Aphis gossypii (cotton aphid), 845 nucleotides long. RefSeq lists its product as uncharacterized. The coding region runs from base 1 to 816 and encodes 271 amino acids. The record is from RefSeq and is a predicted model, not a curated record. NCBI's taxonomy places the organism in Eukaryota, Metazoa, Arthropoda, Insecta, Hemiptera, Aphididae. The transcript has 5 exons.
AUGAUCGACACUUGGUUAAUGCUUAAUGACACAGAUAAAUGGAUUGAGGGAUUAGAUAUAAUACAAUUUCAAAUGAAUCACAAUAUUUAUCACGAAGUUGUCCAUUUACCUACUAAUUUUAACAACAGUUACUCCUCAAAUUCUAAACAAUGUGUAACUGAAUUAAAAAGUACAACAAAGUCGGUCUUUGGAACCAAUAUUCAAGUAAAAAGAAUAAAUAUGAAUAAUGGUUUGAGUAACCGCAUACAAACGGUUGUACGAAACUUCCAAAAGAAAACUAAAUUCAAUUUAAAAACCGAAACUGAGUUAUCUAUGUUUUCAAAUCUUGCAGAAGAUAAUGACAAGUAUGAAAUUAUUAAUGAAAUACUGAAUAAGAUAAAACACCAAAAUCCAAUUUCUGGUUUUAGAGAAAUUCAUAACAAUGAGUAUCCACAAUUACACCAAAAAGCAGCAAAAAAAUGUUCAAGCACAAAAAUUCCGCAGAAGCAUAAUGAAUGUAGUAUAUCCAAUACAUAUACAUUCAAUGUAGAUGACAUGUUGGUAUCAAAUGCAGUUCAAGGUUGUUCAAAUGUAGAUGGCAUGCAGAGUAAUGAGGAAUCUAUUGGAAAUAAUACAACUGACAAAGAAAAAUUACCCGAGUUAGUACAAGAAGCUACUUCGGAAUAUUCAAACCUAGAAGACGUGCAAGGCAACAAGGAAUCUAAUAAAUCUAAUAUAACUAUCCAGAAAGAGUUGAACCGGUUGGUACAAGAAGCGGUCCAGGAAUGUUCAAAUCUAGUAGAAUUGCCAUUGCAGGGAGACGAUGAAUGUAUUUAAUUUAAAAUGUUAAGGUUACCGGCUAAUUA